Paraphaeosphaeria sporulosa is the source of this 1420-nucleotide messenger RNA. RefSeq names its product cytochrome P450 pisatin demethylase-like protein. The record is from RefSeq and is a predicted model, not a curated record. Gene Ontology annotation, molecular function: heme binding; iron ion binding; monooxygenase activity. The coding region runs from base 116 to 1420 and encodes 434 amino acids. NCBI's taxonomy places the organism in Eukaryota, Fungi, Ascomycota, Dothideomycetes, Pleosporales, Didymosphaeriaceae. The transcript is spliced from 2 exons.
AUAUUACCCUCCCGACUCCCUGGGACGUUUCGGGAGCUCACUUUCUCUUUUUGCGUCUGUAUUGAGGAGAGCUCUCUUCUUCGUCUUUUCUUCUUGUGGGAUUAUCUCUUUUGCGAUGGCCAUCCUUCCGGACACAGUUCUGGGUCUGUCGCCCUGGACGUGGUUAUUCAAAAUCGGUCCGAUUGCCAUAGUUGUGUAUACUCUCUUAUGGAUGGUAUAUGCAGUGACACUGCACCCCCUUGCAAAGGUGCCAGGUCCAUUCUGGGCCUCGGUGACGCGCAUUUGGUACAUGUACCAGGUUUACAUGGGAGACAUGGACAAGGUGCAGCGUGCCAUGCACAAGAAGUAUGGUCCUGUUGUGAGAUUGGCGCCAAACGAAGUUACUUCUGCAAACGCGGCCGACAUCCCCAAGAUCUAUCGCCUUACAGACCCGCUGCUCAAGACGGACUUCUACCCGAUCUGGGGCGCGCCGCAGAUUUCGAAGCAGCCGGAUCAGUUCACUUGUAUCGAUGAGAAGGAACACACGCGGUAUCGGAAGAUCGUGGCGCCCGUAUAUUCUUUGGCAAACGUUUUGAAACACGAGGAUUAUGUGGCGAAGUGUACCACCCUCUUCCUCGAGCGCAUGAUGGAGUUUGCAGACAAGAAAGAGCAGGUUGACAUUGGCCAUUGGUUUCAGAUGUAUGCAUUUGAUGUUGUUGGGGAACUUUCUUUCGGAAACAUGUUCGGCUUCAUGGAGAAAAACACCGACAUUGGAGGCUGGAUCGGAGCGCUUGAGGCGCUGAUGCCCGUUUUGUGUGCUGCCGCAAUCGCUCCCACAUAUCUCCGACCAUUCGUCCUGGGCUCCGCAAUCGUCUCUCCAACGGUGUUUAGAGCUUUGAAGUCCUUCGAAGGCAUCCACACUGCGGCUGUUGAUGUCGUCACAAAGCGCGUCAAGGAGAUCAAUGCCGGCAUCGCUGAUCGCAUCGAUAUGCUACAACAGUUCAGCAAGAUCGUUCGAGACAAGGGCGACCAGAACGGGUUCACUGACAAUGAAGUGACUCUUGAGGCGUACAUUGCCAUGCUGGCGGGCUCAGAUACCACUGCGAUUGCUCUCCGCGCCACGCUGUACUUUCUCAUGAAGCACCCUGGCAAGCUCGCGAAAUGUCGCGAAGAGAUCGACGCGCAUCGUGCAAGCCUAAGCUCCCCGAUUCGCUACACGGAGUCGCUCGCUCAGUUGCCAUACACGAGUGCUGCAAUCAAAGAAGCGAUGCGCCUCCAUCCUAGCGUCGGCCUGAGCAUGCAAAGACAUUCUCCCAAGACCGGUGUUGAACUGUCUGGCUACUUCAUUCCUCCGGGUUGGCGUAGGACGCUGAUGAGUUUCAGCCUGAGCGAUGGUUGGAGUCUGAAGCGAGAAGCCGGGAAAUGGAGAAGUCUCUCCUGA